Molecule: messenger RNA, 2151 nt
Organism: Melozone crissalis (California towhee)
Lineage: Eukaryota; Metazoa; Chordata; Aves; Passeriformes; Passerellidae
Gene: MPLKIP
Product: M-phase specific PLK1 interacting protein
Exons: 2
Coding region: 46-603 (185 amino acids)
Cellular component (GO): centrosome; nucleus; midbody
Source: RefSeq, a predicted model, not a curated record
CACAGGUUCCGCUCCCGCCGCCGCCAUUCCCGGCCCGUCCUGGCCAUGUACCGGCCGGGAUUCCGCGCACCGACACCUCCCUACGCGGGCGGCGGCUUCCGGAGCCCUCCCUCCGGCGGAGGACCCCUGCCGCCCUCUCCGCGGGGCUACGGGAGCCCCCACCACACGCCGCCCUACGGCCACCGGCCCGGGCCCUACGGCAGCGGCCUGUCGCCCCGCGGCGCCGGGUUCCACGGGCGCUUCGGGAGCCCCUCGCCGGGGGCGCAGACCCCGCGCAGGCCGCAGAGCGUCAGCCCCCGGUACCCGGCUCCGUACGGCGGCGCGUCCCCGGCCGGGGCGCCUCUGCACCCGCCGCCGCAGCACAAGCGCUCGCCCGGCGGCUUCCAGAGGCACUUCCAGGGAUCACCCAGGACAUCUACUCCAUUUGGUACAGCGCAUGGCAGAGAGAAAAGAGUCUCUAAUGAUGUGGAAAACUAUUACAGACCUUCAAUGCUUGAGGACCCAUGGGCUGGCCUAGAGCCAGUGUCUGUUACAGACAUAAACCAGCAAUACAGCAGUGAGCAGACAACAUGCACUGGCAAAAAAGGGAGGUAUUUCAGCUAACACUUUUAAAGGCCAAACAAUUCCAUCUUGUCAGGAAAACUUUGGGACAGAAUCUUUACACUUACACAAGAUGAACAAUAAUCAAGACCUUAGAUAAUACUUUUAUUUCAUCACAUGUCCACCCUUUUAUCCUACCUUUUUUAUUGCAUUGGAUAUUUUUAUGUAUGGGAGGCAAAAGGAGUGAUAGGAAAACUUACAUUUCUGGCUAUGUGGAAGUGCCUACCAGCUCUGAAGAACAGUGUUCUUUAAUCACCAGCGACUGAUUUGUGACUGUUAAAGCAAGUUUCCAUAUACUUACCUCUCCAUGCCAGACUGUUAGCCUUCUAUUGUAAAGUCUUUUAGGAAGUGGUAUUUUUUAUGUUUCAACAUUUUUAGAUUGAAAUAACUUGGAAAUAAAAUAAAGUUUUGUAAAUCCUUGUUUUGUAAUGUAUAAAGAAUAUUUUAGGAGCUUUGUUAAGGUGAACACAUUAACACAGUAAUUCACAACACUGAAAUUAGGUGACUUCUGUGUGUUUGUAUGCUGUAGUUAACAUCUGGUUUUGUGCAUAAUAAUUUUUGUUAAUUGCAGUGUAAUGUGAAAUCAAAACAUGACUUAUAGCCAUCUCAGGAAACAAAUGUAUUGAUUUUGGAAAGUUUAAUUUGUUGAACAAACUCAAGUCACAAACUUAAUUCUGGAAUUACUUGCUUUUGUGUUCAAAAAUAUAUAUAUUUGGAUCCGUAUUAGAAAUUUGUGGAUUAUAGUAACAAGUCUGCUCAUUGACAGUUUAAGUCUAAAGAACACAUAAAACAUCAAGCUUAAGUAAAUGCAAAUUUUCUUUCUGGAUCCACCUGCUAGUAUAGUACAGAAUGAGUGACAGUUUUUGUUACACACUUGACAUUAGUACAUGCAUAGCAUCUUUUUUUAACCCAUUUUAUAUUUUUCAAUUAUUUUUUAUUUUUGCUUAGAGCAGGCAUCAUUGCCAGGAGAAUUGAUUUGUGUGUGUACAUGCUAUAUUUUUAUACUGAAGAGGAAAGCAAUGCUUUGGGUUUUUUAGAGCUUGUCUUUACAUGGAAGAUCCAUGGUUAAAUUCAGGAGUGAAUAUCAUAAUCUAGAAUAAAAAAGACAUAGUUCCAGCUGCAGGCAUGUUCUUAACUUGCCAUGUUACAGCUGCAGUAGUUAGAUAAAUUUGUUGUUGAACUUAACACUAUUUGUUUGUUGAUCUUGGCUUUUAAACCAAGGUAGAGUGUAAAAUCUUUGUUAGAUAAAACCAUUAGUUUCAUUUUCAAAAUACAUGUGUUCUUUUAAGCUUCUUAUGUACUCAAAAUUUAUUUUUGUAGUCCUGAGGCAGGAUUAGGUAGAGAAGCACAGGAAAUCCCAUUAAACUGUUCUUAGUAGCUUGUCUAUGGCUGAGGUAGAAUUGUCCUCUGUACUCUUUACCUGUUUCAGCAUAAGAUGUGUUAGGUUAAUACUGCCUUCAGGAACAACUUCAGACUGUGAGGGGAGCUUAAUAUGUUCAAAUGUUCUGAGUUUCUUGUACUCUUAGGGCCACAGUCUAAAGUAUGUCACUU